Molecule: messenger RNA, 3552 nt
Organism: Epinephelus moara (kelp grouper)
Lineage: Eukaryota; Metazoa; Chordata; Actinopteri; Perciformes; Serranidae
Gene: gjb10
Product: gap junction protein beta 10
Exons: 2
Coding region: 220-1011 (263 amino acids)
Biological process (GO): cell communication
Cellular component (GO): connexin complex
Source: RefSeq, a predicted model, not a curated record
UCCACCCCCUCCACUCCCGUGCUGUUGAGAAAUCUACCCAGAUUCUCAUCGGUGAGGUUCAUCCCGAAGCCUGUUCCUCCGCUUCGACACUGAGGCGAAACAACAGCGUUUAAACUGCUGGUAGAUGCCUGAGUUUUGUCUGUACUGUUUCAGCUUGAAAAGAGCUUCCUCUGUCUUCCAUCAGCAGGAAGAGAAGGCAGACUGUGAACAAACCUCGUCAUGAACUGGGCAUUCCUCCAGGGCCUCCUCAGUGGGGUGAACAAGUACUCCACAGCCUUCGGCCGAGUUUGGCUCUCUAUCGUCUUCCUCUUCAGGGUCAUGGUGUUUGUGGUGGCGGCGGAGAAGGUAUGGGGCGACGAACAGAAAGACUUCAAAUGCAACACGGCUCAGCCUGGGUGCCACAACGUCUGCUACGACCACUUCUUCCCUGUCUCCCACGUCCGCCUGUGGGCCCUGCAGCUCAUCUUCGUCACCUGCCCCUCUCUCCUGGUGGUGAUGCACGUAGCCUACAGGGACGACAGGGAGCGGAAACACCGGCUCAAGUACGGCGAGAACUGCCACCGCCUCUACCAGAACACGGGCAAGAAGCGUGGGGGCCUGUGGUGGACCUAUGUCCUUACUUUGGUCUUCAAAAUAGGUGUGGAUGCCACCUUCGUCUACCUCCUGUACCACAUCUACGAGGGUUAUGACUUCCCCUCGCUCAUCAAGUGUGAACAGAAGCCGUGUCCCAACAAGGUGGACUGCUUCAUCGCUCGGCCCACCGAGAAACGAAUCUUCACCAUCUUCAUGGUGGUCACCAGCCUGGCAUGCAUCUUCCUCUCUGUCUUAGAAAUCCUCUACCUGGUUGGGAAACGCUGCCAUGAAUGUUUCAGCUCAGUCCAGAACUCUCGCCAGGUCAUGACCAACACACUGUCCAGCGGAAGCAACUUGAUGGACUCAAACAAUCUAAAGGGGACGUGCAAAUCCACCCCUGAAACGCCUGCUCCUUCAUACUGCGUUGCCAUAUCUUGAGAUAACGGCAAUAAAGGCAAAGACUUAAUUAAGAACAAUGUCAUGGGAAAGGAAAUGUGCCUCUCCCCCCUCCACAGGCACUUCCCUCAUAGACUUGUCAGCAGACAUUUGUGUACUCAGACUCUGAACUGCUACUGAGGUAGUUCUUUACUGUUAUAAUGUUCACUGUCAGAGAAAUCCUGGACCACGAUGCAUAUGUGUCAUAGAUCUGGAAUGUGCUCACAAUUGUGGGUUUGGGUCGGAGUAUUUACAGAGACUUUUGUACAGACGAAGUUCUGCAGCCCUGGCAGAGAAAAUCAAGUUUGUGUGAUUCAGAAUUAGCCUUGAAACCAGCUAUGAGUCACUCCAUGGUUAGGAGAUGGUUUUACAAACACAUGUGGUUUUCUGUGUAAAGUUUUCCUCCUGCUCUGCGCCCAACCCUGAAAUACUUAGUUCAGGCUGUUCAACGUCUUUUCCCUUCACUCACAUGUUUACAUUUGACUCUUGUGAAUACUUUAUUUAUCAAAAAGGUUUGAAAGAUACUGCUGUUGUGCAUGUUGCUGCUCUGACCUGUUUUUAAAGUGCUUCCUGUAUACAGGGAGGAGAGAGCGAUGAAGUCCAAAUGCAGUGUUGUAAACACAGUUGUUAAUAAUAUCAGGAUGUCUCACAGUGCUGAGGUGCAGUGUGGCUGCACAGAUGUUAAUAAUAUUUUUCAUUAAAGAUGAUAUUUUCAUGUUUUGAAAACGUGUUUUUUUCAUGUUUUUUAAGACAGUUUAGAAAAGCCCAUACACAGCAGUGCACACGCCAUUUGUCAUAACAAAUGCUGUAAGAGAAAAUGUGUCUAAGCAUAGGAAGUAGAAGAACAAUGUAAGCCAAAGGGUUUGUUGAUUCUGCACAAGUUCUGUGGUUUGACAAAGAUCUCCCACUUUCCUCCUUCUUCCACUUUUUCCAUGUGUUUCAUAAAGCCCUCCCCCCUCAUCAGCGCACAGAUUGCUCUGUUGCUAAGAGCAGCUCCCUCAUUGUUUGGGUAGAUUGGUACGUUAAGACGGGCAAAGGAGGAGUCUCCCACCCCUCAGUUUGAAUCACCCGUGUUGACGAGUGUGGACCCACCCAGUGCAGGAAUUUGUCUGUCAGUGCCGCCUCUGAAUGGAUGACUCCAGUAUUUACACUACAACCUUCCAUAGAAGUGAUAUAGUGAGAAUGAAUACUCAUAUUUUCUUCUUCUUCUCUUGUGGAGCCAGUUGGAUAUUUUUAAUUCGCUCUGCUGAGGUUUGGAGAUAUCUGCCUCCACCUCAAUACCACAGAAGAGAAUAAAUAUAGCUUGUGCUGCUCGGAGCAAUAAACUAUGACAUUUUUAAAAACUCAAACAGCAAAGUGUUUUUAAACAAACGAUGAAAAGAUAAUCCGCAGGCACCUCUGUUAACAGAUGUCACUUGAACCAUUAAUAUCUAUGUCAGGUGACGGUAGUUCCGAUGAACUCUUAACAAGAGAGGUCUGUGGAUUAUCAUGGUAUAACCAGGGCCCUGUUUUCAGGAAAGACAAGCUGCUGCCGAAAAGUAAUUUUUCAUCUCCACUGUGUUUGAUGGCAGCAGGAAUGUCACAGAUGGAUAUCUGAAUGCACAAUGAGGAAGUGGAAAACUAGGUAUUUGUGGAUGAUUUGAGACUCAAGAGAACUUUAUUGUCUACACAUCCAUGUACAAGAACACAGUAUGGAUAGAAUUUUCCUUAUCUGAGGGCCAGUGGGGCAACAAUUAAAGCUCUCAAUUCAAGUGUUACGUCAGAUAUGAAGUGCAACAAGCUCUGAAAAAAUAAACAAGCUCCAGUGUGCGCAGUCUCUUUGUCUUUAUUGUUUGUCAAGGCUGACAGGGUGGUUCCUCACAUGAAGCUGACUAUCACUCUCUUUUCAAGAUCCUCCCAACACUUUUCAGGCAGUAUUCCUCCUCUCGUCCCUGCCUUCUCUGCGCUGGUACAUUUCCUUCCUUUCACAGUACCACCCCUGAUAAGUAAUGUGUUUAUCCUGUUUGUGUUGGUCGGUCUUGUUGAGACUUGCGGCUGGCAGCGGUUGAGUCAUUGGGACACAUUCCUUCCAGGUGUGUCCUGGCCAACUGCCUGGACCAGUUCUUCAUCUGGAGGCGAGAGACAACUCUUUUUUCCCUCCCCCCCCUCUCUCUGAAAUGCAAUUACUGUCAGAUGAACUGCUUUAAAUGCUGCACUUACAGAUGUUCAUGUGCCCGGGCUUUAUGGCACAGAUGAAUUUUCCUGAAAAGCACAGCUGCAGCUGAUACUUCUAACAAUACUCUGAGAGUUUUAGCUCAUGGCUGCAAGACUUCGAGAUGCAGUGUUUAAAUUUAGAGGCGCCAUAACCAAGGGUGUAAGUUUUAUUUCAACAUGAGACCAUGCUGGAAGAGGGAUCCCUCCUCAGUUGCUCCUCCUGAGGUUUCUACCAUGUUUUUUCUCUGUUAAAGGUUUAUUUUGGGGAGUUUCUUCUUAUCUGCUGUGAGGGUCCAAGGAUAGAGGGAUGUUGUAUGCUGUAAGGCCCUCUGAGGCAAAUUGUGACUGUGA